AUGACUUCAAGAGAUACGCAAGAAAUUCUUGCCAAUUUUAUUGCUGUUACACAAUGUUCAAGUGAAGAAGCAACACGUUAUUUAGAAGCUGCAGAAUGGAAUUCAGAAACGGCAAUGGAAAUCUUUUAUGACGAUGGCAGUGCACAUAUCGGUGCACCUAUUUCUUCGACUAAUACUCAAUCUACGAGAGUGAAUGUUAAUCAAGCAUCCGGUGAAACAGGUGAUUAUGAAUCAGAUGAUGAAAGUCCAAUGCAAACAGCUAUUGAUGAAAGUCUUCGAAUAAGUGGAGCUGCCACAAAAUCUACAGCAGCAGGAUCUAAAGUAGAUAAAAAUCCAUCAGCAUCGUCGAAAUUUGGUACUAUUGGCGGUUUACAAAAAGAAGAAAAUAGUUCCGAUGAAGAAGGUCAAGCUUUCUAUGCUGGUGGUUCAGAACGAAGUGGUCAACAAAUAAUUGGACCACCAAAAGCCAAAGACGUUGAUAAAGAAGUAGCUAAAUUAUUUGUCGCAGCUCGUAAGCAAGGUGCUGUAGAAGCUGAUGACGAUGGUGAUGAUGAUAAUGGUUCAUCAUCGCAAAUGAAAAAAAAACCAUUUGCUGGCGUCGGAUACACUUUAGGUGAUGAUAAAACACCUUCACGCCCAUUGGGCCAUGAAUUACCAGAAGCCGACGUGGCUCCCACGAGUCGAGCAGAACAAGUACCGCUUCGAUUUUUUUCAAACGGCUUUACUGUAGGCGAUGGUGAAUUACGUAAAUUUGAAGAAAAUCACGAGUUUAUGAGCUUUAUCAAACGUGGUGAAGUACCACCUGAAUUAAGAAAUUUAACUACAGGUGGCCGACAAGUUGAAGUACGUCUUGAAGAUCAUCGACAUGAAGAAUAUAAACCAAUUGCACCUCAAUUUAAACCAUUUGGAGGUGCUGGCCAUAUGCUUGGCUCACCAACGCCGACUGUUGCUCAAACAACAGCUACACGAGGCAAUCCACUUCAACCAUCAUCUGCAGCAACAGUUGAUUUAAGCAAUUUGGAAAAAUUGGCUGAACAACAAUUAAAAUCCUCGUCAUCGUCAACUGUUAUCCGUCUACGUUUACCCGAUAUAUCUGUACCAAUUCGUAUUGUAAUCGAUCUUAAUCGAACAUUGGCUGAUAUACGUAAAUUUCUGAAUCAAAAUGUACCUUCGCUUCAAUCAAAUCAAUAUCAAUUUCUUGAGCCACCAGCGACCAAAAUCAAACAUGAAGAUGAAACGAAAACUAUCAGUGAAGCAAAACUAUCGAAUGCUACACUUGCUAUUCGUCGUGGUUCUUAA
Messenger RNA from Rotaria socialis, 1299 nucleotides. The record is from the annotation of a GenBank genome assembly. Lineage: Eukaryota; Metazoa; Rotifera; Eurotatoria; Philodinida; Philodinidae.